UUAGCUGCGGGUCUGGUGGCUAAGGAGAACAUACUGGGCACACCAAGCUGCCUGGGAAUCACCCUGGUGUCUGCACUGGAAUUGGCAUUUCUCGUCAUGCGGCCUAGGAACCCACUGAGCAGUGGCAGCCAGCCGUGAAUUCGUGUUAAAUUUGAGGUUGCAGACCGACGGAUUUGCUUUGGGAACCAGCGUAGCUGCCGCCACCAGAAUCUGGAGCCAUGAGCGGGUUUAAUUUUGGAGGCACUGGGGCCCCCACAGGCGGGUUCACAUUUGGCGCUGCAAAGACGGCGACAACCACACCUGCUACUGGGUUUUCUUUCUCUACAUCUGGCACUGGUGGGUUUAAUUUUGGGACUCCCUCCCAGCCGGCGGCAAGUACCCCUUCUACUGGCCUGUUCUCGCUCACGACCCAAGCUCCAACGACACAGACCCCAGGAUUCAGCUUUGGAACCACAACUCCUGCUACGGGAGGAACUGGAUUCUCCUUAGGAAUCAGCGCGCCGAAGCUCAAUGUGAGCAGUGCGACGGCCACCCCAGCCGCGGCACACGCUGGCGGCUUUGGGCUGGGCAGCGGCACCCUCACCAAUGCCAUCUCGAGCGCUGUCACCUCCAGCCAGAGCACAGCCCCCACCGGCUUCGUGUUUGGCUCCACCACCACCUCUGCUGCUCCGUCCACCACUCCGGGGGGAUUCUCCUUCACAGGGGGAAGCACAUCCCAGACCGGGACCUCAGGUUUCAAUAUCGGCUCCUUGGGGACUUCGGCCCAGCCCACGGCGCUUGCCGGCUUGCCCUUCACGGCCGCCCCUCCAGCUGCCAGCGGAGCGGGAGCCACACAGCCGGCCGCUCCUGCCCCCACUGCUGCCACCACCAGUGCUGGCCCCACGCUGUUCUCCUCGCUGGCCACCGCUCCGACCUCAUCUGCCGCCACGGGGCUUUCCCUUUGUCCCCCUUCAACCACGGCCGGAACUCCCGGGGCCGGAACGCUGGGCUUCAGCUUAAAGGCCCCUGGAGCAGCUUCUACUGCCUCCACAACAGCAUCCGCCACCCCCGCCACUGCCACCGCCGCCGCCACCACCACAACCACCACCACCACUGGCUUCGCCUUGAAUCUGAAGCCACUGGCACCAGCUGGGAUCGCCAGCAACGCACCAGCUGCCGGGACCGCGCCGCCGGGCCCCAGCGCCGGCACUGGGGCGUCCGCCAGCCCUGUGAUGACCUACGCCCAGCUGGAGAGUCUGAUCAACAAGUGGAGUCUGGAGCUGGAGGACCAGGAGCGGCACUUCCUGCAGCAGGCCACCCAGGUCAACGCCUGGGACCGCACACUGAUCGAGAACGGGGAGAAGAUCACCACCCUGCACCGCGAGGUGGAGAAGGUGAAGCUGGACCAGAAGAGGCUGGACCAAGAGCUCGACUUCAUCCUGUCUCAGCAGAAGGAGCUGGAAGACCUGCUGAGCCCUCUGGAGGAGUCGGUCAAGGAGCAGAGCGGCACCGUGUACCUGCAGCACGCUGACGAGGAGCGCGAGAGGACCUACAAGCUGGCGGAGAACAUCGACGCCCAGCUGAAGCGCAUGGCCCAGGACCUCAAGGACAUCAUCGAGCACCUGAACACGUCCGGGGGUCCGGCCGACACCAGCGACCCGCUGCAGCAGAUCUGCAAGAUCCUCAACGCGCACAUGGACUCGCUGCAGUGGGUCGACCAGAACUCGGCCCUGCUGCAGAGGAAGGUGGAGGAGGUGACCAAGGUGUGCGAGGGGCGUCGCAAGGAGCAGGAGCGCAGUUUCCGGAUCACAUUCGACUGACGUGCCAGCCGCCUCCGGGGCCCGUGCGCUCCCAGGGCGUUGGGGGGCAGCGGGGGCACGCAGUUAUUGUCUAGCGUUUGGUUGCAGUGAAUACCUGUUUGUUCCUUUCUUUCAUGUGACCGUGCCGUUGAGAACAGUUCUGUGGUUUGCUUCGCAUUAGUGAAAACGCCAAGUAUUCUAAGCGCUCUAGUCUGGGCAGCAGCCUCGUGGGCGUGGUUUCU
Molecule: messenger RNA, 2020 nt
Organism: Lontra canadensis (Northern American river otter)
Lineage: Eukaryota; Metazoa; Chordata; Mammalia; Carnivora; Mustelidae
Gene: NUP62
Product: nucleoporin 62
Exons: 2
Coding region: 219-1799 (526 amino acids)
Biological process (GO): RNA export from nucleus; protein import into nucleus
Cellular component (GO): nuclear pore central transport channel; nuclear pore
Molecular function (GO): structural constituent of nuclear pore; phospholipid binding
Source: RefSeq, a predicted model, not a curated record